Argentina anserina (silverweed cinquefoil) is the source of this 720-nucleotide messenger RNA. RefSeq names its product pathogen-related protein-like. The transcript is spliced from 3 exons. Bases 1 to 549 code for a protein of 182 amino acids. NCBI's taxonomy places the organism in Eukaryota, Viridiplantae, Streptophyta, Magnoliopsida, Rosales, Rosaceae. The record is from RefSeq and is a predicted model, not a curated record.
AUGUCCAAAACCGUCGGGAACUCUUGGAUCGGUGAAGAGCUUCGUGCUCCCUCUUCGUCGUGGCUCCUUGGCGGCGGACAGAGGCACUUCGUGCUUGAGGUGGUAGCAGGGACUGGCGGAGAGCACAGCUGCCCAUCUACUCCAUGCACUAGUAUAAAAUCUCACCCCCCCCCCCCCCCCCCCAAGCUAAAAUUCAGAAUAAGGGAAACAGCAGAGUCAUCCCAUAAGAUUUUCACGUCUACCUUCCCUCGUGGGUUUGCGAUAGAAAUAGUCGAGGUCUAUUCCGGUCCGCCGGUGAUAGCCUACAAGUUCCGGCACUGGGCUUACAUGGAAGGUCCUUUCAAAGGGCAUGCUCCUACUGGAGAAUUGGUUCAAUUCUUUGGCAUCGCUAUUUUUGGGGUGGAUGAGCAGAUGAAAGUCACAAAGGUGGAGUACUUUUACGAUCCUGGAGAACUUCUUGGAGGGCUAAUGAAGGGUGCCAAAAUUGAAAAUUAUGAGGGAGACGCUGCAAUGAUAAGCAGUUGCCCUAUCCUCAGGAACACAGGGUAGCAUUGACCAAUAGUUUAGAGGAUGAGUACGUGCUGCAAAGACCUCGUUCGAGCAGCAGUACUUUAAAUAAAUUGUAAGCAGCAUUGAGGCCAUGUUAUGGAAAAACAAUGACCAGAUCAAUACGAUCUGAUGCAAUAAACACGAAUAAUUAUAAAAAUAUCAGACUAUGCU